Molecule: messenger RNA, 3029 nt
Organism: Cadophora gregata
Lineage: Eukaryota; Fungi; Ascomycota; Leotiomycetes; Helotiales; Ploettnerulaceae
Exons: 5
Coding region: 114-2096 (660 amino acids)
Biological process (GO): DNA-templated transcription
Cellular component (GO): nucleus
Molecular function (GO): DNA binding; zinc ion binding; DNA-binding transcription factor activity, RNA polymerase II-specific
Source: RefSeq, a predicted model, not a curated record
CCGUCUGACUUGACCACCUUCAUCCCGAUCACAUAUUUCGAUGCUUUCCGCUAUGCUGGCCCAAGGAGUGAUUUCCUUCCCGCACCUGUCAUCCUUUGUGUUUGGUGUACACCAUGGCUGACGUUACCCAUACCUCCCCGCAGUUGCCCGUGUCACGCCCCUACCGCUCCCACAAAAUCAGAGCUUGUGAUGCUUGUCGAAAAAGGAAAGUGCGAUGCGACGUCUCAUCCAUAGGAGAAGAUUGCCAGUUAUGUCGUGAGCAAGGAAAGCGGUGUCAAUAUUCCGUGGAGGAAAGGCCAACUCGUCGGAGAGGACUGCCGCUGGCAGAGAGAUUUACAAGCGAGCUCGAACACAACAACACCCCUGUAUUGAAGCGAAGACACGCAUUAAUCGAUGAUUCGGAACCCAUCCCAGGUCCAGAUCUCCGAGCCCAGAACUGGGAGAGGUCUCAUUCACGUACUGAUGAGGAUGCGAACGGUGCCUCGAACAGAUCGAACAAUGGAAGGCAAUCGUUGCACAUUGUCGGACCCGCAGUCUCAUCGGAUGCUCAUGUCUUGGAGCAAUACAUGUCCCCUGGCUCGCCGGAAGGGAGAACGAGCGACAACCCAUAUAGCGUCUACUUCUCAGAUCCCUCAAAGCCGAUUCUUUACAAGAAGGUGCCAAGAGGGAGAGUCGGCUUAUCAAUAAAUGAUAAUGCCGGUGUAAAGCAAAGAGAAAUAUUUGAGCAGAUAUUCUACCCAAACGGAGCUCAGAUUCGCCAGCUAUACCUCGCCAAGAUCCACCCCGCCUUUCCCAUUCUCGAUGAGAAGUUGCUCACCGAGCCUUCAACAAGCCAGAGCAAAGGAGCUGCAGCGUUGCUGUGCGAUGUCUACGCCAGCUCACUUGUAUAUUGGAACCAAUCACCAAUUUCAUCAGGCAGAUCUCGGCCAGACCAGCGUUAUGCUUGGAACCUUGCAGUCCAAGCCUUGGCGGACGACUUCCUGGGCCCUGACCUAUCAACACUUCAAGCUCAAGUUGUGGAGCUAAAUGGCCGACCCGUAUACUCAAUCAUCGGAAACACAGUUGGUAACGGGCGAGCGGUAGCUUUGUCGUACAGCUUAGGAGUAAACAGAAAUCCGAGUCAGUGGAACAUUCCCCAGCAGGAAAAAGGGCUGCGUAUUAGACUUUGGUGGGGUGUCUUGAUUCACGAUCGAUGGGGUAGUUUUGCUCAUGGGACCCCAUCGAAUAUAAGCUCCAGGCAUUAUGAUGUGCCAAUUCCAACCUUGGAAAUGUUGCUACCCGAAAGCUCUGUUUCAAUGGAUCAUCGGAGGUCUUCUGAGAGUUUCAUUGCCUUGUGUAAAUUGACCGAGAUUUUGGGGCAAGCACUACCUCUCGUAUACGACCUCGAGGGGAAUUCCCCAAAAGAUACAUCGAAAGUCAUACGACGGAUAGAAGUGGAUUUAGACAAAUGGGAGGACUCUCUGCCAGACUAUUUGUCGAGCAUUUCGAGUCGAGCAGGUGUCUCAGGGUCAAGCAGUCUCCACAUCUGUUAUUUAUCUCUCAAGAUGUUGAUCUGCCGAAUCUCACUGCAUGCCAUUUCCCAGCAGGGAUCAACCGAAGCAAUUGAAGCAUAUCGAUUUCGGCAAGUUGAGUCCAGAAAUGCAGCACAAGCAAUAGUUGACUUCAUUACCUCACUGAAGACUUUCCACCUCGCCGAAUUCUGGCUUCCUUACACCACUUACUACCUCACAUCGACAAUUACCUUGUUGCUGCGCUUUGCCGUGGAGACAACCGAAGACUUAGUUGCUGAAAUCUGCGUCUCCAGCGUGAAAAUGUUCACAUCAUGGCUGCGACAUGCUAGAGAAGUGAACGACUGGGACCUAGCGGAAGACUGCCUGAACAAUUGUGAAGGUAUCAUAGCUAGGCUGACUGAAAACGGCCGACGUCCUCAACAGAAAGCUGUGUCAGAUAUACCUCCUAUAAAUCUCUUUGGCACGGAGCCACCGAAUGAUUGGUUAGAUGCCACGUUACCUGUCUCUUACGGCCCAAUGGAUGGAUCUGGGCAAGUCCGAGAUUUGUGGGAUAUGUUCGGCUUCGAUGAGCAGUUUCCUGUAUGAAUCUGAAAACACAAGCUGGAAUGGACAAUCGAUCGAUGCAGGAGCAGGCCAUCCAAAGUAUCCAAAACUCUGCCGUGGCCAUGAUGCAAUGCCACAAAAUCCGGUACGACUCUUAAACAAGUGCAAUACUAAAGCCCAAGCAUGGAGGUCUCGUCUUACUCAAUCGUGCCGGAGCCCGGGCAAUCUUAUCACCCAGCCAGAUCUGGCUUAAUUUCUUUCAACAAGAUAUAACCCAAUAAGCAGAUUCCAGCAUCUUUUCUAGCUGGGCAGAGUUGUACGGCGGAGGUAUCUGGUCUAACCCCAUCCACCUCCUGCAAGAACUAACAUUACCUAACAUGCCAAUGCAUCACUGUCUGCUAGAUAUACAAGAUACCAAAGAAGGAAUGAGACACAACUGCUGGAACAUCCAUCUGCUCUGCGAGCCAGUGGGUGUUCUGGGGACUUUAGCAGCGUGAAACAGAGCGGGAGGCGGGUGUGAACCAGACGUAUAACCUAUGGACGGACGUUAUUCUCAUAGAUCACUUCGAAAUAAAGGCUUCAAACUUUUGCUGUGUUGAACGGAUUUUUUCUUUUGCUUUCUGCCAUGUUGAUUUUUGGCGAGAUGUGUUUUUGUGGGGCUUCGUUAUGGUUUAGCGAGGCGCGUGAGGUUGAAAUGUUCCUACAGUCACGAGAGGGCGUUCGCCAGGCCACCCAAGGCCAUGAAAUCGCCACAUUAUAAGUGCCAAGCUAGUAUAUGGAAGUAAUCUCAAAUAGUCUCAGACAGAGAAACACCUAAGAUCGGUGCUCAAUUGAGAGGAAUUCGAGAGGAGUAGAGUGAAAAGCUUCUUAAGCACUACCGCACAUGCGAAGCUCUCUCUCGCUCUGUGUAGUUCUCAUUCCAUUCCUGCGAAAAUUAUACUUCACCUCGAGAAUUUCGGGUUCCUCAAAUCAUGA